Xylona heveae TC161 is the source of this 1221-nucleotide messenger RNA. RefSeq names its product WD repeat protein. Gene Ontology annotation, molecular function: protein binding; RNA binding. The coding region runs from base 84 to 1073 and encodes 329 amino acids. The transcript has 6 exons. The record is from RefSeq and is a predicted model, not a curated record. Gene Ontology annotation, cellular component: SMN complex. Gene Ontology annotation, biological process: spliceosomal snRNP assembly. NCBI's taxonomy places the organism in Eukaryota, Fungi, Ascomycota, Xylonomycetes, Xylonales, Xylonaceae.
CUUACUCUUUACGAAUUGACGGAAUUUCACUUUUACGAGCUUUUGAUACGAAUUCCCUAUAUUUCGCAUUCACAUUAGCAUCAAUGACGUCUGAAGCAUCAAAAGCCGUUCCUUUAACCUGCCAUGGCCACUCGCGGCCUGUCACUCACCUCAGCUUCUCCUCAGUCGUGGACGACGAUCAAUACUACCUUGUCUCAGCAUGCAAAGAUAACAACCCGAUGCUUCGCGAUGGCAUAACAGGCGAUUGGAUCGGAACAUUCAUGGGCCACAAAGGAGCCGUCUGGCAAGCUCGUCUUUCCGGAGAUGCUUCUCUUGCAGCUACAGGAUCAGCAGACUUCUCAGCCAAGGUGUGGAACACUUACACUGGCGAAACCCUCCAUACUUUCCAACACGCACACAUCGUUCGAUCCGUCGCAUUCCCAACACAAGCCCGUCCCCAAUUCCUAGCCACCGGUGGCGCCGAGAAGAAACUUCGAAUCUUUGACCUGAACCGGAGCAGCAGUCCGGACGCCACAGGGUCCACCUCGGACGCAAGUUAUGAGAUAGGGCCGGGAGUAUACGGUGGCACAAUCAAAUCGAUCAUCUGGGGGUCCGAUUUCAAUAUUCUGGCUACGGCAUCUGACGACCGAAAGAUUCGAUGGUGGGAUCUGAGAUCGCGCACGCCUAUCCGGGGGUACGAGAUCGAAGGGUUAGUGGGCAGCUGCGAGCUCAACACUCCGCCGUUUGAGAGCAAUGCCCCUGGAGUGCUCAGCGUUGCGGCCGGAAAGACUGUCUACUUCUUCGAUGGAGCUGAUCCCGGCCGAUUGAUCAAGUCAGUCAAGCUCCCAUAUGAGGUCGUCAGCGUGGCGCUCCAUGGCGAGCAGAGAAAAUUCGUGACGGGCGGCAGCGGCGACACUUGGGUGCGAGCGUACGACUUUGACGACGAAAAAGAGCUGGACAUUUACAAGGGCCAUCACGGCCCCAUUUGGUCCGUUGCCUUCUCGCCAGAUGGCAAGCUCUGCGCCACUGGUAGUGAGGACGGAACUAUCAAGCUGUGGAAAUUCACAAAUACAUCAUACGGUCUGUGGAGGUAAUCUUAGACGAUAACCUUUCUCUGUCCGCCAUACAUAUUUCCGCCCCUUUCCUUUAGGUAUGAGGUGAUCCUUCGUCGUCGGGUCAUCCCAUAACUUGUUCGACAUUUGAGUUCCUUUGAAAAGAACCGAGAUGCUCUUUCUGCUGAUC